GGUUUUUAGGGCGGCUUAAAUAACUACGGUCCCAAGGGGCUAGGGCCGAACCAGGUUGUGCGAAGGUGACCAAAUAAUGAGCCGGAGCCUAGGGAUUCCGGUGAAGCUUCUCCACGAGGCAGCGGGCCACAUCGUGACGGUGGAGCUGAAGAGCGGUGAGCUCUAUCGAGGCAGCAUGAUCGAAUGCGAGGAUAAUUGGAACUGCCAGCUUGAGAACAUCACGUACACCGCCAAGGAUGGCAAAGUAUCACAACUUGAGCAUGUUUUCAUUAGGGGGAGCAAAGUAAGAUUUAUGGUCAUACCUGACAUGCUAAAAAAUGCUCCAAUGUUCAAACGUUUGGAUGCAAGAAUCAGGGGCAAAGGUUCGGCUCUUGGUGUUGGUCGUGGUCGUGCUGUGGCUAUGCGUGCAAGAGCUCAAGCGGCUGGCCGAGGCGCCCCUGGUCGAGGUGCUGCGCCUCCAGUAAGAAGGUAAAUAUUUCUAGCAGGAGAAUGAAAAGUUUGUUCAUCAGAUUUUGACUGUUGCCCAACGAGCAUUUCUGUACUGAUU
Dendrobium catenatum is the source of this 547-nucleotide messenger RNA. Its product is annotated as small nuclear ribonucleoprotein SmD3b-like. NCBI's taxonomy places the organism in Eukaryota, Viridiplantae, Streptophyta, Magnoliopsida, Asparagales, Orchidaceae. The record is from RefSeq and is a predicted model, not a curated record. Gene Ontology annotation, biological process: spliceosomal snRNP assembly; RNA processing. Gene Ontology annotation, cellular component: pICln-Sm protein complex; precatalytic spliceosome; spliceosomal tri-snRNP complex. Bases 77 to 472 code for a protein of 131 amino acids. Gene Ontology annotation, molecular function: RNA binding. The transcript has 5 exons.